AUGUGGAUGAUCAAAGCCUGCUCAGUCCUCGCCGCUGUCUGCACUGUAGCUGCUGAUAGCGCCGGGCCCACGAUCGACUUCUCCUCCAACAUUGGCACUCCCAAGCACCUCGCCUCAGGCAUUCUGUACGGCAUUCCUGACAACACGGACCAGAUCCCAGACAGUCUUCUCUCUGGGUUCGGCUUCAACUACUAUCGCGGUGCAGGUGCCCAAGUCUCUCAUGGUUGGAGCUACAAUGAGGCUAGCUUUCAAGAGCGUUUCGCCAGUGCGCACAACAACUACAUCGUCACGCGUCGUCACAACGGUGGCUUUGUCUUGUUGCUGAAUGACCUCUGGGGCUUUGACUGCUCUUCUAACAACAGCACCUCACCGGGUCCAGGUGAUAAUGGUGACUGGUCAUCUUAUGACAAGUUCGUCCAAGCUAUCAUUAAAAACAUCAAGAAAUACAAGAUGCAGAAAGGUUUGGUCAUUGAUAUCUGGAACGAGCCUGAGGGGGGGUGCUUCUGGGGCCGUAGCAUUGACCAGUGGCUGCAGAUGUGGGGUCGUGGCUGGCACCAGUUCAAUGAUGCUUUCGGGAACAAGGUGUUGACAUCCGGACCAACUCUCGCCGGCCAACCAGGAACAGACAAUCCCUGGUGGACAGAGUGGGCACAAUUCGUCAAGAACAACAACUCCAUCCCUGACCAAUACGUAUGGCACGAGGAAGGCGGUUCAGGCUCCGACUUCGAGUACAGCUACGGCGUCUUGCAACAGAUCCUCAGCCAGUACGGUCUUCCCCAACGCCAAAUCAACAUUAACGAGUACGCCACGUACAAUGAACAAGUCCCCGCCGGAUCUGCAUUCUGGAUUUCUCAGCUCGAGCGCCGUAAUGCUAUCGGUCUUCGGGGUAACUGGCUCGGAGGCACCCAACUCCACGACUUGGCUGCUAGUCUCCUGUCCAAGCCUGAUCCCUCCAACUACGCUUCUACAGGAUACUAUCCCAACGGAGAUUGGUGGGUGUACAAUUACUACUCUCAAAACAUGACGGGCAAGCGUGUUCCGACUUCUGUGUCUUCUGAUGGUCGGUUUGAUGCUUAUGCGACGGUGGAUAAGACAACUCGCACCGCCAGAGUAUUGCUUGGCUGCCAUCCGCCUACAACUGGUACUUAUAUUGUGACAUUCUCGGGCUUGAAAAAGUUGGGACUUCCCCGUUCUGGAACACUUCAGGUCAAGACCUUGAAAUUCGCUGUGGGCGAUGACGUGCACUAUAGCCAGAUGGGACCUCCUCAGGAUUUGGGCAACUAUGGUCACACUAUCAGCAACUAUCUGGUUACGUUGCCGUUCUAUCAGACUGACGACGUGACUACCUACGCGUGGGAGUUUCAGGUCUCGUUGCCCCAGAAGACGAGGGACAUUGUUGAAAGAUGGUAUCAAAGAGCUGUCGACUUGGCAUCUGUCAAGACACUCCUACAGAGGGACGAGACAGACGUCGCAACGUACCCGGAGCUACAAUGGGAUGCUCAAGUCCGACAUGGCUCCUCUCUUCACCAUGAAGAGCAAAAGUUCAUUGAGCUUCGAAAGCUGAGAAUAUCAUCACAAGGAGAAGAUUCGUUACAUCACUUUUUAGACCUCCCGCCUGAUGAGAAGGUUGACCCCAGAGAUGUCCCGCUCAUCGCGCUGGGCGGCUCAGGUGGUGGGUACAAGGUGAUGUAUGGAUUUACUGGAUUCAUCUCAGCUGCCAAGAAGCAUGGACUAUGGGACUGUAUCACAUGGACUGCCGGUGUUAGUGGAAGCUGUUGGACUAUUGCGGCUUACUACACCAUUGCCCGACAUGAUGCUCAGCGGCUGAUCGAUCAUUAUCUCACAGUAGCUAGUGAACUUGCACACCCCAUGAGCAUCCAUGCCUUGAACGUGGUUGCAAGAAGCAAGAGAGGGGUCUACUUUCUGAUUGGCCCUCUAGUCAGUAAAGCGCAGAAGAGCAUCAUUGGGCUGGGAAUCAUGGAUCUUUACUCCACUCUCACAGCCACAUAUCAACUGCUAUCAAGAGAGCCAAAGGGGAGACUCAGCAGAGCGACAUUCCAGUGGUCCAAGACCUGGCAUCGAUCGGGUAUAGAUAAAGGUCUGGAGCCAUUGCCGCUUCUUGCGGCGGUAAGACGCGUACCGAAGUACUCGUAUGAGCCAAAGACAAUAUCUGCAAAGGCCAGGGGUGCCAAGAAACAGCCAACGUCUCGACAGCUUGACACUGCUGAAGGAAAUGACCAAGCAAAUCAAGCAGUAUCUGCGAACAAACGGUCAAAGAAGCUCUUCCAAUAUUUCGAGAUCUCACCUCUCGAAGUAGGCAGUCUGGACCUCAACCGCUACGUCCCAACUUGGGCUUGGGGGCGAACUUUCAUCUCUGGGUAUUCUGUCGAUCGUCGCCCUGAGCAGUCAUUCUCGCUCUUGCUGGGCCAGUGUACCAGUGCCCCAGCGGGUCCUUUGGCAGAAUGCAUCAAAGCACUUCUGGUCACUAUACCCAGGAACACAAUAGUGGCACGCUUGGUCACCAUAUUCAAUAACGUACUCCAAUCGAAGUAUUUCGAGGGCUUUUGGGGAAAUCCCAUACGUGCAGGACAUGAUCCGAAUCCCUUUUAUGGACUUGAAAGACCGUUAGGGAUGCGAGAGCAUACUUCGGAGCACUCUAUGUAUAUCUCACGAGUUCCCCAUCAGCAUCAACGAGGGAUACACAGCAGCGAUAAAUCCAGUGCCGAUCCUGCAUCCUUGCAGUCACAUUCCUUGCCGCUGUGGGAAGCACAGGGACGCACAAGACUCAUGGACUCCGGAAUGGCGAAUAAUCUUCCAAAUCAUAUUCUCGCUCGGCCAGAACGAGGCGUUGACGUUUUCAUAUCUUUCGAUGCGUCUUCGGAUAUUCAUACUGGUGCAGCUGUCCAAAGACUACAUCACUUCGCUGCUGACUUCAAUGUUGAACUUCGGGAGGUGACAUGGGAGUUUCACAAGCCACAGCGGAAUGAAGUCUUAUCUUCAACUCAAGGCUUGGACAUCGAAUCCCGAUACAUAGAUCACUACGCCAGAGUCUUUCGUGGAACGAGACAGAGCGGGCAGAAUAUAUACAUUAUAUACUGCCCCCUCUUGCCAAAUGGCAUGAACCCUGGCUAUAAUCCUACCACUGCAUCGUUUUCAACAUCAACCAACCUCAUGUGGACGCCAGACCAAGUCAAGAGUGUUCUUGCGACUACAGAAGCGAACGUUUCAAACUAUGGUAUUGAUACCAUAAAGCGGGUAGUAAAGAAGGUUUACCAAUAUAAAAAGAAACAUAGACUAGAUAGACAUGGGGCCGAAGCCUAG
Fusarium subglutinans is the source of this 3321-nucleotide messenger RNA. RefSeq names its product phospholipase A2. Bases 1 to 3321 code for a protein of 1106 amino acids. The record is from RefSeq and is a predicted model, not a curated record. Gene Ontology annotation, molecular function: A2-type glycerophospholipase activity. Gene Ontology annotation, biological process: glycerophospholipid catabolic process. The transcript has 4 exons. Gene Ontology annotation, cellular component: cytosol. NCBI's taxonomy places the organism in Eukaryota, Fungi, Ascomycota, Sordariomycetes, Hypocreales, Nectriaceae.